This is a messenger RNA of Anopheles cruzii, 2340 nucleotides long. RefSeq lists its product as uncharacterized. Gene Ontology annotation, molecular function: protein binding. The record is from RefSeq and is a predicted model, not a curated record. NCBI's taxonomy places the organism in Eukaryota, Metazoa, Arthropoda, Insecta, Diptera, Culicidae. The transcript has 6 exons. The coding region runs from base 413 to 2329 and encodes 638 amino acids.
UUCAAUUCAACCGUUGCAGAGUGAAGAGUGAAGUUGCGUGUUUGUGCGUUCGAAUCUUUGUGCAAACGGUAGAGUGUUUUGUCAAAGGACGCUAUUAUUUGUUUUGUGUGCCCCGAGAAGUGGGAUUUAUUUGUCCAAAUAGGUCCGAAACGCAGCAAAUAAAGAACGGCAAACCACACAGUUUCAACCAUUGCCGCAUUGCGAUGCAACGUGGGAAAAUACAACAGCAUUUUGUGCCGUGUACAGUUCAAAUGGUGAGCAGAAGUUGGAAGUGUUCCUGAUCCGCUAACGAAAGUAAUGAAAAUAGUGCGUUCCAAUAUCACGCGGUAAACUGGGCACGCCAUAAGAGAUUAAAUAAUUGAAGCCCCACAAACCGCCCUUUGCUAUCGAUCAUAAUGAUGGUGGUGUUGUAAUGGAAUACGGAGCAAUCGGAAUCAAUCGAUCGUCAGCAACCGUUGCGAGAGCAUUUCCCAAUGAGCGUUGCUCCUCGAUGACCGUGCUUCCUUCGCAAGACAAACCGCAUCAAUCUCCUCCCAAGAUGUCGCAGCUGGAAACACUGGAAGCGAAGAUGGCCAAUAUCGAGGUUUCCCUCUGUGCCGGUACACCUCGGCGUAGAAAAGGCACUUCACUCGGUGGAUCUUUAUCGGCGCGUUCCUCCCCACGGCCCGAAUCGGCUCCGGGUCGCGAACUACGCACCGCUCUACAAGAUCGCGAAGCAGUAAUUCAAAACUUACGACUGCAACUGGGCCUGGGAAAACUGCCCCGACCCACUGGACCUCCGUUGGAUGAAGCGGAACGUCCGGUCGCGGAGCAGCGAUUGUCGAAGCUGAAGCUAGACUCCGAAACGAAGCGACAUGUGAUCAAGAACCUAAAGACGGCACUCGAAAAACUCGAUGUGACAGAUAACAUCGACGUACGAAUACGACAGGCCGAGUUGGAAUAUGCCCUCGGGAGGGAAGAACUGCAAUUGCUCUCGCUGGUGGAGGAGGCACGUGCCUUGCAGGCACGACUGGACAAACCAAAGCAAGAACCAAAUACUCUGUACGGAAUGCUGCAAUCGGGAGUGAACCUUAACCUGCUGGCCGUCCGUGCCACGACUGGCCGCUGGAAUGCGAGCCCCAGGAACGAACAGCCGGGCUUCUGGGUCGACUGGGUGCUCGAUGGGGAAAGUCUUCAGCGGGGCGAUCGAAUCAUCGAGAUCAAUGGGAAAGCCGUCGGAGGAAGGAAUCGGGAGGAGCUGGCACGUAUCAUCGGCACCCACACGAAGAGCGAGAUGGUGGUGGCUCGUGUCAGAAAGUCUUCCGCUUUGCUGUCCCAACAGCAGCUCCAGCAAUCGCAGGCUGACAACGUUCGGCUGCAGCAUCGCAUCUCGUACUUGGAGGAACAGGUAAAGGAGCUGCUCGCUACGAAGGAAAACGGAGCGAUCCGGCCCGGGUUCGCCAUCAAUGGGGGUGGCGGUGCCCACAUUACCUCUAUCAGCAUCACGUCACCGCCAUCGACACCACCGGAAAGUAAAACGCCCCAGCCGCCACCGCACAUCUACAACUACAUCGACGAGAAGUCGUCGGUGUCGUCACGCAACCAAAGCCCAGGACACGUGACGACGACCACCAUCAUUAAGGAGUGUGACCGAAUCAACGGGGAGCUCACGAACGGUAGCGAUGUGAUGAAGUACAAUCUUAGAAACUCACUCUCAUCGUCCAAAGUCAACAUCAACGGUGGUAGCGACUCGCUGGUGGCUUCGCAGUACUACAGCCGAAAGGAACGCGACAAGCGAGAACGGGAAGCUCGGCGUUUGGAGCGCGAGAAGUAUCUUCUUCAGUUUGGUGCUAAAUUGCAGCGCAGCACCACCGACUUGGAGAGCGAUUCUGAUCGGGGGCGCCUUCAGCACAGCCACAGCCGCAGCCACACCCGCAGCGUGGAGUACUUGAACGGUGAACGGAAGCGCCUGGUAGCUGCCGGAACACUGGAUACGAAUGGACGCCGCGGAACGGAUAUGCGAACGGUGAAGAGUUUGGACUUUGAAAGUGACACUAACGAGCAGUACGCCUCGGAACCGUCGGGUCCGUCGCUGAAAGUGUCCACCGUGAGACCGGCACCACCAAAAAAGCCUCUCCGUUUGUCGCUGCAGCGCGCCCAAAGUUUGCAAACGGUGGACGGGAUCGUGCUGGAAGCGAUGAUGAACGGUCACGACAGAAAGCGAGGCAUGAAACGAUCUCACAAGAGCGGCACCAAAACGGUCGAUCCGGCCACUACUGCUACGACACAGUACAUCGAAAAUAGUGCGCCAAUGCAGACUGCGUCGCUGGGCCGGCAAAAGUACAUUUAACGCAAAGCGCU